Molecule: messenger RNA, 2282 nt
Organism: Drosophila nasuta
Lineage: Eukaryota; Metazoa; Arthropoda; Insecta; Diptera; Drosophilidae
Gene: Gdh
Product: glutamate dehydrogenase, mitochondrial
Exons: 6
Coding region: 139-1812 (557 amino acids)
Biological process (GO): L-glutamate catabolic process
Cellular component (GO): mitochondrion
Molecular function (GO): L-glutamate dehydrogenase (NAD+) activity
Source: RefSeq, a predicted model, not a curated record
UAUACUCAGUUUGGAGCGGCGUCGAAAAGCGAGCGGUUGUGCAUAUUUAGCCCAACAGCCAGUUGAGGAGCAGCAGCACCAAAUUUAGAAUUUGAAUACAUUUGUGUGAGGCGAUUGUGUGUGUGUUUGCGUCGAAGCAUGUAUCACCUGAAGAGUUUGGCCCGCCAGGGCGCCAUGCGUCAGCAGGAGUUGACCGCAUUGGCCAAAGCUUUGCCCACAGCUGUGCUCCAGACGCGCAACUACCAGAUUCCCGAUCGCCUAAAGGAUGUGCCCACUGCCAAGGAUCCCCGUUUCUUUGAUAUGGUUGAGUACUUCUUCCACCGUGGUUGCCAAAUCUCCGAGGACCGCCUCAUCGAAGACAUGAAGGGCAAGAUGUCUCUGGACGAGAAGAAGAAGAAGGUUAAGGGUAUUCUCAUGCUUAUGCAACCCUGCGACCACAUCAUCGAGAUUGCAUUCCCAUUGCGUCGCGAUGCUGGCAACUACGAGAUGAUUACCGGCUACCGUGCCCAGCACAGCACACACAGGAUUCCCACCAAAGGAGGCAUCCGUUUCUCGUUGGAUGUGUCACGCGAUGAGGUGAAAGCCCUGUCCGCUUUGAUGACCUUCAAGUGCGCCUGCGUCGAUGUGCCAUUCGGCGGUGCCAAGGCCGGUCUGAAGAUCAACCCCAAGGAGUACUCCGAGCAUGAGUUGGAGAAAAUCACCCGUCGCUUCACCCUUGAGUUGGCCAAGAAGGGCUUCAUUGGCCCCGGCGUCGAUGUGCCCGCCCCCGAUAUGGGCACUGGCGAGCGUGAAAUGUCCUGGAUCGCUGAUACCUAUGCCAAGACCAUCGGCCAUUUGGACAUCAAUGCCCAUGCCUGUGUCACCGGCAAACCCAUCAACCAGGGCGGUAUUCACGGUCGUGUCUCGGCCACUGGUCGCGGUGUCUUCCACGGUCUGGAGAACUUCAUCAACGAGGCCAACUACAUGAGCAUGAUUGGCACCACUCCCGGCUGGGGUGGCAAGACCUUCAUUGUGCAGGGCUUCGGUAACGUUGGUCUGCACACCACCCGCUAUCUGACUCGUGCUGGAGCCACCUGCAUUGGUGUGAUUGAGCACGAUGGCACCCUCUUCAACCCCGAGGGUAUUGACCCCAAGCAGCUGGAGGACUACAAGAACGAGCACGGCACCGUUGUCGGCUAUCCCAAUGCCAAGCCUUAUGAGGGCGAGAACCUUAUGUUCGAGCAGUGCGACAUCUUCAUUCCUGCCGCCAUUGAGAAGGUCAUCAACAGCGAGAAUGCUCACAGAAUUCAAGCUAAAAUCAUUGCCGAGGCCGCCAACGGUCCCACAACACCCGCUGCCGACAAGAUUCUGAUUGAUCGCAACAUUUUGGUCAUUCCCGAUCUGUACAUCAAUGCUGGUGGUGUCACCGUCUCGUUCUUCGAGUGGCUCAAGAACCUCAACCACGUCUCAUACGGUCGUCUGACCUUCAAGUAUGAGCGCGAGUCCAACUAUCAUCUGCUCGACUCAGUCCAACAGUCAAUUGAAAGAAUUAUUAACGACGAAUCCGUGCAAGAAUCCUUGGAGCGUCGCUUUGGUCGCGUUGGUGGACGCAUUCCCGUUACACCCUCGGAAUCGUUCCAGAAGCGCAUCUCUGGCGCCUCCGAGAAGGACAUCGUGCACUCCGGUCUGGACUACACCAUGGAGCGUUCGGCUCGUGCCAUCAUGAAGACAGCCAUGAAAUACAACUUGGGUCUGGAUCUGAGAACCGCUGCCUAUGUGAACUCCAUUGAGAAGAUCUUCACCACAUACCGUGACGCUGGUUUGGCCUUCUAAGCGCAGCUAAUGCUGAACAACUUAACUAGUUUAUUAAACCACAAAAUCGAACUCAAAAAGCAAACGCAAAUAAGCAUUAUUGCAUCCCACACACGCGCACCUCCGGUUUUUUAGAGAGUCACAAACAAACAUAACUAAAAAUGAGAUGAAUUUUAAUUUAUAUAUGUCCACACAACAAUUUGUUCAACUUUUUAACUUUACUUUCUUGUGUGUGUCUUUUUCAUUGUAUUAAGUGAAAAGAGCGAGCUUGAAUUGCUUUCGCAAUGAUUAUUUUUUGUUGAUUUUCUCUAAGUUUUAAGUUAAAAAUGAAAAAAGAAUAAUUAAUGAGCGUAAAAGUGAAGCAAUUGCAUUUUUUCAAUUAUGUAUCGUAAUUAUACGAAACGCUCCGUUGCCGCAACUUUUAAAUGAAACUAAAUAUCAAAUAUACACAUUAAAAAUAACAAUAAAAAAAAAAACAAUUAAAACAUAAA